AUGUGGGGAGGAAAGCUGCCGAACAUGUGGGAGCCGAUAGACGCGGAGAUGUACGCGAUACUCGCAUACUUACGCAAAAUGGCGAGCGCGAGCGAUGCGCAAUCGCGGAGGUGCUUAGUGCUAUGCGACUGCAAACCCGCGCUGCAGCAGAUUGAGAAUGCGCACCGCAAAGGGAUACCAGAAGGCCUGAGGGACUGGGAGAGAGGCGGGCUCCUGGAGGCGAUUGCUUACUAUAGAUCGAAGCUAGAGGCGGUGGUCUUCAUCACUGUCUUCUUGUGUCCAAAUGCGCCUGUGGUGUGCACCGUGUGGCACCCCGGAGAAAGCCUGGGGCUGCUUAUGAGCCGCCUCCUCGGCGGCGGCCUCCUCGCGCUGUGCGCCCUCGCGCUCUACAUCACGGGCCGCUCCGAGCAGGCGCCCAGGAUAGUUAGCAUCAGCAGUCCUGUCGGCAGCGGCAUGGGCGGGCGCUGGCCGCACGGUGGUGGUGCUCCGAAGCCUGUCGAUGGCUUUGACAUCAACAAUCCGGCGGAGCUGCUUGCACAUGCCGUGCUGCCGGUCAACAUCGUCGCCAACGCGAUGCGCAACCAAAGGACCGCAGCCGCGUCAAAGCCGGCGCCCAAGCCGUGCCCGGCCGACUGCGUCAAGAAUGGCGGCGUGUGCAACCCCGGGCUUGGGGAGUGCGCAUGCCCGCCCUUCAUGGGUGGGGCGAGCUGCGGGUCGCCGCUCCUUUCCGAGUGCGCUGCGCUGGUCGGCAUGGUCCAGACGGCGGCGGCCCCGGUCGCGUCGCCGUGCCUGAUCGACGGGCGGUCUCGCGCACCCGUCUCGUGCGAAUGCCUUCGCGCGUGCGAGUCGCUCGGCGUGAUGGGCAACCGCGCCUGCUACGUCAUGAACGCGGCCAACGAGUCGCUGAUGCGCUGGGUCCAGCAGCAGCGCAACCAACGGGGGCUGGAGGCCAACUCCGAGUACUUUGCCGCGACGCUCGCCCCGCUCGCCGGCCAGUCCAAGGAGCGCUGCAGCGGCCACGGCGUCUGGGCGCCGGCGGGCGGCAUGCCGGCCAAGGGUGUGCCGGCGGGCAAGUGCGAGAAAAAGGGGAGCUGCCGCUGCCUCUGCUACCCGGGCUACGACGGCGACGCGUGCGAGCGGUCGACGGCCGUCGUGCCGCGCCACUUCUGCCUCAACGGCUGCUCGGGCCGCGGAGAGUGCUUCCGCAACUGGCUGUACGUGUACGAGCUGCCGGGCCGCUUCGGCAGCUGGCUGCAGGCGGGCAGCCACGGGUGGUGGCAGGACAUGGACCUGUGGGGCGAGGACGUAGUCAUCCACCGCCGCGCCCUCCGCUCCGCCUACCGCGUGCUCGACCCGGAGCAGGCAGACUACUUCCUCGUGCACGUCUCCUCCGGCAUGUGGCAGCUCAACUGGGGCUUCCGCGACCUCCUGCCGACCGGCGUGCGAGCGGCGCUGCAGUACAUCAAGGAGAGCGGCCCGUUCUGGAGCCGCAAGGGCGGCGCAGACCACUUGUGGGGCGCGUGGCGCAUCCGCGCGAAGCUGCCGGAGCUCGAGGCUUCGAUCUUCAUCAACGUGUUUGGAGCCGCCGAGGCGCAGCGCGGCGGCCACCGGCACGGCCACGACAUCGUCUGCCCGCCCGUCCUCUACUCGGGCGGGCUGUACAAGGCUCACCGCACCUCGGGCGCCAUCCUGGUGCGCGAGGGGCACGAGGCCAACCGAGAGCGCUACUUCGAGCUGAUGUCCGCCUCGAAGUUUUGCGUCGCCGCCGCCGGCUUUGGCUUCUCGACGCGCGUGUACGAGUCUGCGGCGGCGGGGUGCGUGCCCCUCAUCAUGAUGGACGGCGUGGAGAGCGCGUACGAGGAGCUGCUCCCCUACUCGAGCUUCGCUCUCCGAAUGAACGACUCGCUGCGCCAGAUCGCGACGCUCGAGCCGCUGCUGCGCGCUGUGCCCGCGGCCAGGGUGGCCGCGAUGCGAGCCGAGCUGCGCUGCCUCUGGCCGCGUCUCCUCUGGCUGCGGCACGACGGCACCGCCACGCCACUGCCCGAGCAGGACCGGCUGCUAAAGUACGACGCGUUUGAGUCCCUCUUCUGGACGCUGCGCAAGAGGCUGCGCGGCGACAUCCAGACCCCGCCAGACCGGGAGGAGGCGUGCGCUGCCGUCCGCGACUACUUUAAACGGUCGGCCCGCGGGUGGGGGCCGUGGGCAAACUGGGCAGACUUGCCGGCCUGGUGA
Messenger RNA from Emiliania huxleyi CCMP1516, 2232 nucleotides. RefSeq lists its product as hypothetical. Gene Ontology annotation, molecular function: glycosyltransferase activity. The record is from RefSeq and is a predicted model, not a curated record. NCBI's taxonomy places the organism in Eukaryota, Haptophyta, Isochrysidales, Noelaerhabdaceae. The transcript has 10 exons. Bases 1 to 2232 code for a protein of 743 amino acids.